AUGACCCACCAAUGGAAGGUGGCAGAUUACAUCCAAGAGAUGAACCACUUGGAGAAGCUCAUCCAGCAGCAUCCUGGUGGUCCAUUGAUCCAGACCAUGACUGUUUCUUUGUGCACCAAGUUGAAGUCAUCUUCAAAUUGGACCAGCCAAGCCAUUCUGGAGAUGGUGCAGAAGAUCCAGGACUCUGGGCUUCCAGACGACAAGAAGAAGGCCAUCCAAGAUGCCAUGGAUGCCAUUGGCCUCAAUGAAGGAAGCCACCUCCAGGUAGUGAUGGCAGGGCAGCACAUUGAAGGGUUUUCCAAUUACAUCUCCAAGAAAGAUUGGAGCAGGAUGGAGGAAGCACCCAAAAACACAGUGCAUACCAUGUCCAUCCUAGCCCAGAGAUUGAGGGCCAUGGGAGUUGCUUCCAUGAAGGAAGCUACCAAGAAGCAAGCCACAUCAGUGGUUCUGUACCUUCUGGUCCACAAAGGUGGUGAGCUACAGCCAGGGCCAGAUGCAAGAAAGAGGUUGGCCAAUGGAUUUGGCACAGUUUUUGCUGGUGCCACUCCAGGAGCAAUGCCAGGGAUGUCCAAGUAUCCAGCCAACCCUAUGGAAUUGGGAAGCCAGUGGGUAAUACUCAGAGGCACCCACAAUGACUUGAGAACACCAUCGCCAAGCUCCAGCUCCAUGCCUUCCACUCUGGCCCAGCAGCCACAAGCAUUCCCAGGUGAAGCUAUGCUUGCAAGCCUCACCAAUUUGCUCACCACAUUUGUUCCACAUUCACCAUUGCUGGGAGCAAACCAGCAAAAGGCUUUGCCUGCCCCUGCAGCAAGCCCAGCACAUCCAGUCCCAAAGAACAUUCCUACUCCUCAGACCAGCCCUGCACCAUUGCCAUUGGUCAGCAAGGCUGAGACAGCUCCUUCUGCUGAGGGGGCGCCAGAGAUUGCUCCUGAGGCCAUGCUUAGCAUUUCCUAUUUCAUUUAG
Messenger RNA from Cladocopium goreaui, 963 nucleotides. The record is from the annotation of a GenBank genome assembly. NCBI's taxonomy places the organism in Eukaryota, Dinophyceae, Suessiales, Symbiodiniaceae.